Molecule: messenger RNA, 2726 nt
Organism: Paramuricea clavata
Lineage: Eukaryota; Metazoa; Cnidaria; Anthozoa; Malacalcyonacea; Plexauridae
Source: the annotation of a GenBank genome assembly
AUGAACAUUGGAAGGCUGAAUACCAGCGGGGAUGCCCGAAUGUGGUGGAAGAAGGUCUGGAAACUGACUGGAAAGAAGAAACCUUCUAUCAAUCUCAGUGAGCAGGGAUCAGACUCCAAACUCGAAGAUAGUGAUGCUGCAAAUAUGAUUAAUACGUUUUUUGCAGAUCUAACAAAUGAUUUCCCAGAAAUUCAAUCCAGAUGGUCAUUGUACGGUCAUUCAGAUGUCUUGCCGACUGUUACACCCGAAAGCGUUGCGAAAAAGCUUUUGUCCAUUCAGUCUCGCAAAGCUCCCGGUCCAAACGACCCCUACCUCAAGAUAAUCAAAAUGUUUGCGCAUUCUUUUGCCAUCCCAUUAGCAAACAUUUUUAAUGCAUCAUUUGGGCAGAAGGUGUUUCCAAAACUGUGGAAAGAGUUCCGCCUAGCACCUAUACCAAAAGUAGAACCGUGCACGAAUCUGGAUGAAAUAAGACCAAUAGCUCUCACUAGCACAAUUUCAAAAAUACAGGAGUCUUACGUGGUUGAUUGGAUGUAUGACGAUAUUGAGUCUAAAAUUUGUAAGGAACAGUAUGGUGGUGUCCCACGCUCGUCAGCAGUUCUUGCGCUCGUUCACCUUCUACACAAAUGGAAUAAAGCGUUGGACUUAUCACAACGAGUAAUACGAAUUGUGUUUUUGGACUUUCGCAAGGCAUUUGAUCUUAUUGAUCACAACCUGCUAUUAGACAACUGCUGUAAAAUUGGAGUCAGACCGGGGCUGAUUGGCUGGUUGGGGUCAUAUCUGAGUAAGAGGAUGCAAGUCACAAGAUUUGGUAACGAAUUUUCUACAAGAUGCAUGAUUAAUGGGGGAGUUCCCCAAGGUAGUCGUAUUGGUCCAAUCGCGUUCGUCGUUCACAUUAACGGACUGAAGGCAGUGAUAAAAGAUACCGAGAGCAGUCUGACUAAUUCAAGCAAUGAUGAUAAUGAUGAUGGUGAUGAUGACCUCACUCUUUUCAUGGAUGAUACAACAUUGUCAGAGGUUAUUAACGUCCGUGAUCAUGUCUCGGGUACGCAAGUUGGGAGUAUGAACAAUAAUAUUAUAUAAUAUGAAAGUUAUGGAUUUUACCACGUCUCAAAAAAUGGAGUUGAACCUGAAAAAAUGUAAGGAAAUGCAGUUAGAUUUCCGUCAGAACAAAACAGUUAUUCCACCACUAACAUUCAAUGAUACAACGUUGGAAAGGGUUUCAACUUUCAAACUAUUGGGCUUAUGGAUUGACGAUAAUUUAAAUUGGCAAACUAAUACUGAUUAUAUAAUAGGGAAAGCAGUUAAGCGACUCUUUUUAUUAAAAACUUUAAAGAAAUACUGUGCUGACAAGAUUGAUAUGAAACGGUUUUACAUCUCUGCCAUCAGGCCGACACUUGAAUAUGGAGCGCAAGUCUGGCAUGGGGGCCUUACUAAAGCACAGAGCAGCAGUAUUGAGAAAGUACAAAGAAGGGCUUUGAGAAUAAUUUAUUCCGAAAAAGAUUACGAAAAGUUAUUGUUGAAAGCUGGAAUGCAUACGCUUGAACAACGUCGCAAUAAUAUGUGCAUUGAUCUUAUCAGUAAAAUGUCUGACCCGCAACACAAACUGCACCAUCUUCUUCCUAAUAAACUUUGCAAGGUACGGCAAAGGGUUACACGUCAGAAUGGUCAAUUGUUUUACAAUUACCACUACAGAACAGAACGUUUUCGGAACAGUCCAAUCGUUUCGUCAAUUGAACUCUAUAAUAACUCUAUUUUAUAACAUAAUAUAUAAUAUAACUUUAUAUAUUUUUAUCGAAACAUUUUUAACACGUAGUGAUAGUUUUUGGAUCAGUCCAUUUGUUUCGCCAUUUGAACCUUUGUUAAUAACUCUCUUUUUUUAAUAUAAAUAUCUCAUUUGAAACUUUUAUAAUACCUAAUGUAGAUAGUUCAGUAAUUAAUGUAUAUUUUCUAUAUAUAUGUAAUGCGCGUUCUAAUUUAGUUACCUACUGUAGCUAUUCAAUGUGUAAUCUUUCUAUAAUAAUAAUAAUUAUAAUAAGAUAGAAAAUUAGUAGCACGUAGAUAUGGACGAUGCUUUGCAUGUUUAAGUAAAGGACAUGUAUCCAAGGACUGCCGUCGAAAAACUAAUUGUAAAAUAUGUUGUAAGGGGGGCCACCAUGUAUCUCUUUGUGAAUCCAAAGGGGAGGGAAAUGUUUCGGCCAGUAUUGGAAGUCCAACAAUGCAUGUUCGAUCCGAGAGUCGAGUGGUGUUGCAAACUGCGCAAGGUAUACUGAAAGGUGCUCAAAAUGCAGCACGAAUUCGCGUGAUGUUUGAUACGGGGAGUCAUAAGUCUUUCGUGACUUCCAAGGUCGUAAGGGCUGCGGGGUUGCCAGUAAAAGGAAAGAAUGGUUAGAGAUUAGCACGUUUGGUAAGGCGAUGAAUGAUUAUAAGCUGCGAGAUGUUUUUGACCUUGAGAUUGCACCUUGCAAGGGGAAGAAGCGGUUACUAUAGAAGCGUAUUGUGUUGAAACUAUUGCUCAAGUUCGAAAUGAGCAUAUUGAGUUGCGAAAGGGGGAAUAUCCUCACUUACGGGGACUUUGGUUCUCGGAUGUGUGUAAGAGCAGCGAAGUAUUUGAUAUAGAUAUUCUGGUUGGUUCGGAUUUUCUUUGGUGCUUUCAGAGCGGUACUAUAGUGCGUGGAAGAGCUCAUGAGCCAGUGGCGGUUGAGACAACUUUAGGUUGGGUUCGUUGA